GUCUUUAAUUUAGUUCUUUCAUGCGAUUCCCUGGUUGAAUUAAGUUAAGAAUAUAAAGCUCGAGUCUCGAGGCCCCCCUCCACCUGUAUAUAAACCUUCCCCGCUCACCACCAGUAUUUCAGCCUAUUUUCCUCCAACUUCACUACUCUAUUUCAUUGUUAUAGCUACGUACUUAAUAAGGGUAAUAUUUCAAUUAUUUAUAUAUUAUUUUAUUAGAAUGGAAGUCGGGGUUGGGGACACUUUGGAACAGCCCAACUCAACCAACUGAUCGAUGGAGAACAUGAGCAGGCCAGGAGAUUGGAACUGCAGGUCGUGCCAGCACCUCAACUUUCAGAGGAGAGACUCCUGCCAGCGGUGCGGCGACCCCAGGCCGGGCGACAGAGGUGACUACGGGAGUUUCGGUGGAAGAGGGGGCUCGUCCUUCGGGUUCACCGGCCCGGACGUCAGGCCUGGGGACUGGUACUGCUCCGUAGGCAACUGCGGCGCCCACAACUUCCGCUCCAGCUGUUUCAAGUGCGGCGCGCUCAAGGACGACGGGGCUAGCGGUGGUGGUGGUGGCUUUGAUGGCGAGAUUUCACGAGCUCGUGGCUUUGGGUUCGGCGGCGGAAGCCGCUCUGGAUGGAAAUCCGGCGACUGGAUUUGCACCAGGUCGGGUUGCAACGAGCACAACUUCGCCAGCAGGAUGGAGUGCUUCAGGUGCAAUGCACCAAGGGAAUCCAGUGGCAAAUCUUCGUUUUGAUCGAUGCAUCAAGAUUCUCCAUUUUUGGCUUUUCAGGUCUACGAAUUAUAAGCCAUUGGAUGAAGAGAGAAUCAAAAGAUUUGAAGACGACUGUCAGUCCAAGAGAAAUGGAUGAUGAAUGCUUUUCGCCUCCUAUGACUACCUACUUCCAUUUCCCUGUUUUCUUUUCUUUUCUUUUUUUUUUUUUUUUGAUAUUUUAAUUUUGGUUUUGGAGUUUAGGAAGCAGUAGGUGAAUUAUGAUCGCAAAUUCAUGUUACGUAGAGCUGAAUCUUUCAUUCGUGAGCUUUUGAUUAGUACUGGUACCAGAUAUUUACUUUGUAUUUCUUCUAUGUUUGAGAUCUAAUUAAUAUCAAUGUGUGUCUGAGCAAUUUCUGUCCUAA
This is a messenger RNA of Sesamum indicum (sesame), 1119 nucleotides long. Its product is annotated as RNA-binding protein csdA-like. Gene Ontology annotation, cellular component: cytoplasm. The record is from RefSeq and is a predicted model, not a curated record. Lineage: Eukaryota; Viridiplantae; Streptophyta; Magnoliopsida; Lamiales; Pedaliaceae. Gene Ontology annotation, molecular function: mRNA binding.